CACAGGGUCAGAUAAAAGGUGCGAUUCUCCCCGGGGAGAAACGUUCUCCGACUGAUCUGAGAGUAGGAGCCAAAGAGAACCGGAGCAAACAGCAAAGUCUAACUAAAGAGAAUACAGAUCUUCUGAAGCCAUGUUUGGGCUCGAUCCGGUCUCGAUUCUCGUAUCGGUGGUGGUAUUCCUAUUUUUGCUCAAUGCUUUUUAUAACCAUAAAGGAAACAUUUACCAUAAUUUUCCUCCCGGGCCGAAACCUUUGCCGAUAGUUGGAAACUUACACUCUAUGAUUCUGAGCAGAAAGAAACAACAUGUUUUUCUUGAAGAGCUGUCUAAGAAGUAUGGACCGGUAUUCAGCAUCAAGUUGGGACCUAGAAAGAUUGUUGUGCUCUGUGGCUAUGAGACAGUUAAAGAAGCGCUUGUAAACUAUGGGGACGAGUUUUCAGAGAGACCUUUUGUACCGACGGUAGAAGAAACAUCAAAAGGAUAUGGUUUAAUCUUUUCUCAUGGAGAAAACUGGAAAGUGAUGAGGAGGUUCACUCUUUCAACUCUACGAGAUUUUGGAAUGGGAAAGAAGCUACUAGAAGGCAAAAUUAAUGAUGAAUCCAACUCAUUAGUGGAAGUGUUUAGAUCCUACAAAGGGAAGCCUUUUGAGAACACAAUGAUAAUAAAUGCCGCUGUUGCCAACAUCAUUGUAUCCAUUCUGCUUGGCCACCGCUUUGAUUACAAGGAUCCCACGUUCCUGAGGCUUAUGGGGUUAAUUAAUGAAAAUGUGAGGUUUAUUGCAAGUCCUUUUGUUCUGCUAUUCAACGCUUUCCCAUCUCUGAUGCGCUGGCUACCUGGAAGUCACAACAAAGUUUUUAAAAAUGCUAGGGAGUUGCGGACCUUUAUUAAAGGAACAUUUACCAGACACAAGGACCAACUGGACGUAAAUGACCAGAGGAACCUUAUCGAUGUCUUCCUUGUCAAGCAGCAGGAGGAAAAGCCCAGCCAUCAAAUGUUCUUCCACAAUGACAAUUUAGUAAGUCUUGUGAGCAACUUGUUUGCAGCUGGAAUGGAAACCACUUCUACAACCCUUCGGUGGGGUAUUCUAUUUAUGAUGAAAUACCCAGAAAUUCAAAAAAAGGUCCAAAAUGAAAUAGACAGAGUGAUUGGAUCUGCCCAGCCUCAAGCAGAACACAGAAAGCAAAUGCCGUAUACCGACGCCGUUAUUCACGAAGUCCAAAGGUUUGGUAACAUUGUUCCGGGUAAUGUCCCACAUGCGACUACUCAAGAUAUUACAUUCAGAGGAUAUUUUAUUCCUAAGGGUACUCAUGUCAUCCCGCUUUUGUCAUCCGUGCUGCAUGAUAAGGCUUAUUUUAAGAAACCAGAUGAGUUUUACCCUGAACAUUUUCUUGACUCUAAUGGAAAUUUUCUGAAAAAUGAAGCAUUCCUGCCUUUUUCCGCAGGUCGGAGAAGCUGCGCUGGGGAGAAUUUAGCAAAAAUGGAGCUGUUCCUGUUCUUCACCAGACUGCUGCAGAACUUCACGUUUCGGCCUCCUCCUGGGGUCGAAGUUGAUCUUACCGCUGGCAAUGGGGCAACCAGGAGCCCUUUGCCACAUGAGAUCUGUGCUCUUCCUCGUAACUAGAAAGAAAUCCCAGGGGAAGGAGAUGAGACUUAAUUGGAAGUUGACGGAUUUGUAGUCGAAUAGAUGUGAAAUAGGAGAAGCAAUGAAGGUGUCGGGCACGGCUAGCAUCUGUUUAUUUUUGUGUGUAGAAUGCUAUUUUUGUAUAAUAAAAUAUAAAAAAAAUCA
This is a messenger RNA of Spea bombifrons (plains spadefoot toad), 1783 nucleotides long. RefSeq names its product cytochrome P450 2C14-like. Gene Ontology annotation, molecular function: heme binding; iron ion binding; oxidoreductase activity, acting on paired donors, with incorporation or reduction of molecular oxygen, reduced flavin or flavoprotein as one donor, and incorporation of one atom of oxygen. NCBI's taxonomy places the organism in Eukaryota, Metazoa, Chordata, Amphibia, Anura, Pelobatidae. Gene Ontology annotation, biological process: xenobiotic metabolic process. Gene Ontology annotation, cellular component: intracellular membrane-bounded organelle; cytoplasm. The record is from RefSeq and is a predicted model, not a curated record. The transcript is spliced from 10 exons. Bases 131 to 1618 code for a protein of 495 amino acids.